GCGUUGUCAUUUUCAAGUAGCAAAACAAAUGAGAGCAGUGGAUCAACCUCUUUAUAUCCAGUCUAUGGGAUAAACAGCAUGGAAGGAAACGUUUCCAAUGCUAAUUGUAGCCCUCUGCCGCUCUCCGCUCUCAGACUCCUGGUCCCGCCCAUCAGACUGGUGUCAGCAGCCAUGUGGCAGACCGUCCAGCAGAAAGUUGUGGCUGAUUAUGGGAUGCUGGAGGAGUUUGUUUCCAUGGUUACAGACAUUGUUCCAGAGCUACUCACCCCCUCUGAGAAAGUCCAGCUGAUCCUGGGGCUGAGAGCACGGCUCCUUCUGGAGUUGUGUCGGAGUGAAGCUGCUGCUGACGCUGAGCUGCUUCAGACACACCUGGACAGAGUGCAGACGCUAAUCCAGACAUGGGUUAUGAAUGCUGGUGCUGCAACUAUGGAAGUGGCACACUUAGACUUUGUGGAGUUGGUUAAAAAGUUGCUGAAAAAUCCAGAUGAGAGGGAAAACUUCUUUCAGAACGUUUUCCCUGAAGAGUUUGGUCCCUCAUAUGAUGAUGCUCUGACCUCCUUGAUGUUGAUGUUUCUGUCCAGACUCGAACAGUUUCUUCCUCUUCAAACCUUCCAACAGGUUGCCUCCAUGUUUGGUGAGGUGUCCUUAGCUGUGGAUGAGUGUUUGGACCCUGUCUCUCAACACGAGGAGUUCAGAACGCUGCUGCAGUAUCACAAAGACCUCAGACAGCUGGACUACAACUAUGGCUCUCUGGAGGGCACCUUCAUUAUUUCAGCCCUGAAGCUUCCUACUGUAGAAAGAAACGAGACGGAUAAAGCACAAACCAAAACCCUGGAUAAUGUGCUCUCAUGUUCUUCAGAUUUAGAGAAGGAAUCUCUGACGUUGUCUUCUACAACACAGAUGAAAAUAAAAGAAACAAAGAGUAAGAUAAUAGUUGAAAGUGACACACAGGUGCUUUUGGAAAUGAUUGAAAAAGAAAAUCGACUAGAAGACGCUCCUGGCCUCCUGAAACAGUGUCACGUUCAGCUGGAGCGACUGGACGCGCCGCUGCGUUCUCCGUCUCGACCUGUGAGGAAGAACAGAGGCACCAGGAUGAAAAAGAUCCUGCUGGAGGAGAAAAAAGCUCUUGGUGAAGAAACACUCACCGCCUCCAAAUCCAGGAGGACAAAACCCUCCGAUUGGUCUCUUUUACACGUCUCAGACAACGAGGAAGACGACUCGUACAUGGCUCCUAUUAACAACAGCAGCGAGGAAGACUCCUGGUCUUACUACUCUGAUAAAUCUUCUCAUAGUCUGGCUGAUUCAUGGAGCAGCUACUCAGCCGACGGGUCUUUCUUUGGGACUCCGGUCUGUAGUCCGACUCACGGUGAUUCGUUGUCUAGCGGCUCAAAUGAAGCCCCCGAUUUUCUACGGUCUAAGAACGAAUCGGCGAUCUGCAGACAGAAGGACGUCUCAAACAAUAAACCAAGCGCUCCCAAAAAGACUCCAGGAAAACUGAAGAAAUUCCUGUGUUUAAUCUGCAAGCAGCACGUGGAUCGAGGCCUCAGAUCUCACAUGAAGACCCAUUUCCCCAACGAGGACUACGCCUGCCCCCAAUGCGACAGCCGCUUCCACCUCUUUUCUUCUUUUAAGCUGCAUUUAAGCAGAACCUGCUUCGAGUGCGGGAAGCAGCAGGUGGACAUGCAGAAGCCCGAAGACGCCAAGGGGCUGUACAGGUGCGACCAAUGCGACGAGGCGUUCAGGUACAAGGUCUCGCUCGCACGGCACAAACUGACCCACAACGAGCUCUACUGCAGCGUGUGUCGGAGGGUUUUGCAGGACGCCGCUUCGCUAGCGAGGCACAAAGCUUCUCACACGCUGUUCCAGUGCAUCCGCUGCGAGGACACCUUCCCUCAUUUCAGGCCCCUGGUGAAACACUGCGAGAACGUGCAUAAAAUCAGCCGGCCGUUCAAGUGCAACUACUGCACCAAAGUCGUGUCCCAGCUGCGGUUUUUAAUCCCGCACGAGUGGAAACACACGGGGCACCUGCCCUUCCAGUGCGCUCAGUGCGGCCUGAGGUUCAGAAACGACGGAGAUCUCACGUCCCACCAGAGAGUCCACACCAGAGAGAAACCCUUCCUGUGCGCAGAGUGCGGGAAAACCUUCGCCCAGAAGUCCAACCUGCUGCGCCACCUCAAUCUAAUCCACGGCGAGUCCCGAAACAAGAAGAACCACUCCUGCAGCGAGUGUGAGAAGUCGUUUAAAGAGAAAGGAGCUCUGAAGAAACACCAGCGGACCAAACACUUGAAGGAAUUGUUCCGUCACCCGUGUCCGUACUGUGGGAAGAUGCUCUCCUCGUCUACGAUCUCCAGGCAUAAAUUAAUUCACACGGGAGAGAGACCUUUUAAAUGCACCAUACCUGAAUGUGACAAACACUUCAGAUCAAACCCGGAAGUGAAGAAGCACGUCCUGUUACAUCACACGACAGAGAGGCCUUAUAAAUGUGACGUUUGUGGAAAAGGCUUUAUUAAGAUGUGUUAUCUCAACACACAUGCUAAGACACAUUCAGGAGAGAAACCCUUUGUUUGUCAUAUCUGCGGCAAGGCUUUCCCCAGAGUCCACAGCAUGAGAAGACACAAGAAACUUGUACAUACAUUUGUUACGAAUUAACCCAUUGAAGCCUGGAAAGCGUUUACGUUGUUUUGUAGUAUUUGUAUAAGCUCUCAAAUACUUUUUGAAUUUCAUUUCUAUCUGCUACAGAGGCUGAAAAAUCUAUUAUUUAGUAGAAGCGUUGACACUUCUGUUGAAUUUCCAGAAAAACUUCAGGUUUUAGGGGCUUAUUUUAAAAUCGCCCAGAGGUUUUACAGGAAGUUUUAGGCGUCAAUGGGUUAAAGGGAUAAUUCAGGAUUUUCGACAUUAACCCUUUGGAGUUUGGGGCUAUUUUGUUGGUUUUUGACUCUUUUUUUAAAAUCUGCCUGUAUAUGCAACUUAAAUAAUGAUCACCAUGCCAUGCUGGUAUCAGCUUUUUCAGCAGAACCUCAACUGAUUAUUAUUUUGUCAUUUUGACUUACUGGAUCAAUAUUUUGAAACACAAAAAACACACAAAAUACACUUCUUUUUCUUUUCUUUUUUUUUUUUUUUUACAAAAAUCACACAAACACACAUAAAAACACACAGAGACACACCAAAAAUGACCAAAAAAAAAAGAUUAUUAUUAUUAUGUGAUUUUGACUUACUGGAUCAACAUUUUGAAACACUGAAAACACACAAAAAAAUAUACAAAAAACACGUUAAAAAACAAAAUACGUACACAAAAUUACAAAAACACAAUUUUUU
This is a messenger RNA of Centropristis striata (black sea bass), 3315 nucleotides long. RefSeq names its product zinc finger protein 37-like. The transcript has 7 exons. Gene Ontology annotation, biological process: regulation of DNA-templated transcription. The coding region runs from base 79 to 2649 and encodes 856 amino acids. Lineage: Eukaryota; Metazoa; Chordata; Actinopteri; Perciformes; Serranidae. The record is from RefSeq and is a predicted model, not a curated record. Gene Ontology annotation, molecular function: DNA-binding transcription factor activity, RNA polymerase II-specific; RNA polymerase II cis-regulatory region sequence-specific DNA binding.